Molecule: messenger RNA, 1160 nt
Organism: Daphnia magna
Lineage: Eukaryota; Metazoa; Arthropoda; Branchiopoda; Diplostraca; Daphniidae
Product: pseudouridine-5'-phosphatase
Exons: 5
Coding region: 265-957 (230 amino acids)
Molecular function (GO): phosphatase activity
Source: RefSeq, a predicted model, not a curated record
CUCCCGCUCUUAUAUGCCACCUAGUGGUCAAGUGAAGCGUAAAUCUAUACUGGCAGACGAACUUAACAAUAUUCACAUUCACUUCCCUUGUGACAUUUCAUCAACGUUCAGUGCAAAAUAGAAAUAUAAAACAAAAUAGCCGGCGUGGAAUUAUUCUUGAACGAAAAUAGACCGUGUGUUGAUCAAAAGCCGGCUCGACCGAAAGGCUCGGAAUAAGCGACACUCCGUUGUGCACGUCCUAACCGUAUUGAUCGUGAAUACAAAAUGGGUCAGUUUCAACCGGUCACUCAUGUCCUCUUUGAUAUGGAUGGCUUGUUGCUAGAUACAGAAACCUUGUACACAAUCACCAUACAGCAGAUUGCCAAUCAAUACGGUGGCAAGGUAUUUACAUGGGAAAUGAAAAGUCGAUUAAUGGGAAUGAUGGGACGAGAAGCAGCAGUCGCCAUCGUUGAAACUUUAGAUCUUCCAAUCGAGCCUGAGGAUUAUAUGAAUUCUUCUCAACAAAUAAUGGCUAGGAUGUUCCCGUCUUGUCAAUUUUUACCAGGUGCAGAACGUCUUCUACGGCAUUUGCAUUCGAAGGGCGUGCACAUUGCGCUAGCUACAAGCAGCAGCCGCGAGAAUUACGAAUUAAAAACAACUCACCACGGAAGUGUGUUUCAACUGUUUAAACACAUCGUAACUGGCAGCUCGGAUCCGGAAGUCAAACAUGGCAAACCAGCGCCGGAUAUUUUCCUGAUUUGCGCGUCUCGAUUUCCCGAGCCGGUCCCACACCCGUCAAGUUGCCUAGUAUUUGAGGAUGCUCCAAACGGAGUGAAAGCCGCACGAGCAGCCGGAAUGCAAGUAGUGAUGGUACCGGAUCCUCGUAUGGAUCCACUUUUGACUCAAGAAGCCACACUCGUGCUCAAAUCACUAGAAGACUUCAAACCGGAACUAUUUGGUCUGCCUGCCUAUGAUUAAAAAAAGGAAAAACAAAUCAGGGUUACUUAGGAAACUAAUUUCUUGGUGAAGUGCAACGGAUUUUAUGUUUCACAGCUUUUAUGUUUCACAUGUUUGUUGUGGCUUUGUUUUCCUUCCUCGGCAACUGCCAAAGUGAUGUAAAGUAGCAUUGCUGCUAACUCCUUUUAAGUUGAUAGCACAAAAUACACGUCUAUUGGAUCUCC